Messenger RNA from Schizosaccharomyces osmophilus, 4941 nucleotides. RefSeq names its product SNF2 family ATP-dependent chromatin remodeller Ino80 (gene ino80). Gene Ontology annotation, biological process: DNA repair; chromatin remodeling; DNA-templated transcription. The record is from RefSeq and is a predicted model, not a curated record. Bases 1 to 4941 code for a protein of 1646 amino acids. Gene Ontology annotation, cellular component: nucleus; Ino80 complex. Gene Ontology annotation, molecular function: histone binding; ATP-dependent chromatin remodeler activity; DNA binding. NCBI's taxonomy places the organism in Eukaryota, Fungi, Ascomycota, Schizosaccharomycetes, Schizosaccharomycetales, Schizosaccharomycetaceae. The transcript has a single exon.
AUGGAUCCGUCUAGGGAAAUGUUUAAUGGGACUCCUAGAGAGAGUAUGGAGGGUGGAAAUACUCCAGAAAUGGUGGGAGAAGCAGAGUUUACGAAUGCCCAUGGAAUUCCAUACGGCGUGGACCCAAAGAAUAAAAAUUGGCAGGUUCCAUUGUAUUGGCAGCAACAAGGAAACGACUAUCCAGGCAAAAGUCCUCAAAUGGAUUACGGUGCCUCUGAUUAUGAAUCCAAUGCUGGUUCCAUCAGCCCAUCCAGUGCAGCUGCCGGUCCUGGAAACCCAAGAAAAGUCAAUCCUCAUGUAGGACCCCAUUCAGUCCAACCAAACGAAUACGCCCGAGAAUUUCCUUCCGACUCACCUUACUACCGUGGUGGUCCUGGUGUCUCUGGAAUUGGCGAAAUGGAAGGCCUUGCUGGUCAAGGCUCUGGUCCUCAGGCGAAUAUCUUUGGCUCUCCGACUCACAAUAAUUUUGUCCCUUUUCCAAACUAUAUUCACCCAAAUCCUUCCAAUCCAAUGGACACUCCAAUCUCCAAAGACUUGUACAAUAUCCCAUCCCAUUCCUCCAACGCUGUCUCCUCUGCCCCCGACGACCCUAAUCCAUCCAUUUCCAUGUCUCCUACUGCCUCAUUUCAAUCUCAUCCCGCCCAUCGUCCCUCUACUGCAGCUGGGUCUCCAGGGAUCUCUGAUUUUCCUGGUGCCCAUGGCCAUGAAUAUGGCAUGCGAGCUAAUUCUUCCGACCUUUUUGAAGAACCCGCCCAUCCAGCCUCCGUGCAUCCUUCGAUCAGCAUCUCUACGCUUCUUACAGGAAGCGAGGGUUACGACCCUUCUUCCCAUAACGUUCUGUCCGAACAAAUCUCCCCAGCCAUGGCUCCUCCUUUAGACAUGUCUUCUCUCCCUCACACCAUGUUGCGUGGAGUCUCGCCCUCUCAAAAGCAAUCUCCCAUUCCGCAGACCGCCCACCCCCAAACUCGUCGUCGGUUCCAUGCUGCCAACAACCCUCCUCCUGCAAGUCCUGCUGCCCCCAUGUUGUCUCCUGAAGCCCCUUCCAUAGAUUCCGACGAAGUCCUUAGUGGCGACGAAGAUGAGCAGCAAGCCAUGGCCACGCGCUUUCAUUAUCUGCAGCAUCUCCGAAACCGACGAGAUGAAGCGGUUCAUUCAGAGAAAAAGCGCCUUUUGGAUAUUCGUUCUUCCCUACACAAUCGUUUUCUUUGGCGAUAUGAGGCUCGUUACAACAAACUUCAUGCUCUUGAAUACUCCCAAAACCACGAUUGGGCCGUUCAUCAAGCUAUCCGAGAAGAAGUAGCAGCCCUCGAAGCCGCCAAGGUUCGUGCCGAAGAAGAACAAAAACGACGCGAACGACUCGAACUUGAGCGUCUUGAAAAGAAGCAGCAAGAAAAUAGCGAAAAGGAGAGACAACUUCUCGAAAGUACCGAGCAAAACGAUCCCCCUAAAGAGAAUACGGACACUCAUGACGAUAAUGUGAAUGAGUCCGACGAAAUUCCUAUUUCCGAAUCUAGACCAGAAGCUCCUCCUCCCGCCGAGCCAAAGCCCAAAUCACGAAGUGAAGCUAGAGCUGAGGCCAGGGCGAGGAUUAAGGCAAAGGCUCGUGCAAAAGCUGAGAAUGCUGAAUCUUCAAGUCAAGAGGACCCUGCCAAGAAAGAGGCCGCAAAUGAUCAACCGCCUAAGCCUUCCACCGCUGAGGAUGGAGAGUCUUCACCCGAAACUCCUUUAACGAAAGCUUCCAAGGCAAAGAAAGCGAAAUCUACAAAAGCUGCAGAUGAUCCAGCAAAGGCUCCCAGCGAACAGAAGUCAACGCCCAAGAAGAAUGCCAGGAAAAGGCCCCACCGAUCUGGCCAAACAGGAGAAGAAGAUGCAAACAUCUCAAAAGAGACAGCAGAGCAAGCUGAGAAAGCCAACACAAACACAGCUGAAGGUACUGCUGAUGGAAAGGCUGCCGCGGCUACUCCUAGCAAGAAGAAGAAAACACUCGAGUCGAUUCAAUUGCAAAUCAUUAAAGAUAUUGCCAGAAAAGAAAUUCCCAAAGUGUAUAAAAUGAUUCAACAAAAUCAUUAUAAUCGUUCGACAAACGCUCGAAAAACCUCUCAACUGGCUUCCAGGGAAGCAAGGCGCUGGCAAUUCCGUACUAUAAAAAAUAAUAAAGAUAUGCAAACAAAGGCGAAACGCGCUAUGCGUGAAACUAUGGUCUUUUGGAAGCGUAACGAGCGUGAGGAGCGUGAUACGCGCAAGAAGGCUGAAAGAGUGGCUUUAGAUCGUGCCAAGAAAGAAGAAGAGGAUCGUGAGUCUCGUCGACAAGAUCGAAAGUUGGAUUUCUUGAUUACGCAAACAGAAUUAUACUCACAUUUCGUCGGUAAAAAGAAGGUCGACAAAGAACAUUUACCAUCUUCAGAUGCUCCAACCGCUUCUGCUAGUGAAUUGAAUUUCGAUUCCGAUGAUGAAGAAAGCAUUCACAAGUUGGCCGUCGAGAAUGCUCAAGAAGCAAUGCUACGAACCCGCGAACACUCCAAACAAUUUGAUACUAAACCAAUUUCUUCAGCCAGUAGUAAUGACGAUAUGAAUGAAGGUGAAAUGAACUUCCAAAACCCAACCUUGAUGAAUGCUGUUGAUGUAGGACAACCCAAGAUGUUGAUGUGUAAACUAAAAGAAUAUCAACUGAAAGGUCUCAAUUGGCUUGCCAAUUUAUAUGAACAAGGAAUCAAUGGUAUCCUAGCAGAUGAGAUGGGACUGGGUAAAACCGUACAAUCCAUAUCCGUAAUGGCUUAUCUUGCUGAGACUCACAACAUUUGGGGACCUUUCCUCAUCAUCGCUCCUGCUUCUACUCUUCAUAAUUGGCAACAAGAAAUUACUCGGUUUGUUCCGAAAUUGAAGUGUAUUCCGUACUGGGGAAGCACCAAAGAUCGGAAAAUUCUACGGAAAUUUUGGUGCAGAAAAAAUAUGACUUAUGACGAGAAUUCUCCUUUUCAUGUAGUUGUCACUUCCUAUCAACUCGUUGUGUUAGACGCUCAAUUCUUUCAAACUGUUAAAUGGCAAUACAUGAUUUUGGAUGAAGCACAAGCCAUUAAGUCUUCUUCUAGUUCACGUUGGAAGAGUUUAUUGGCUUUCAAAUGUAGAAAUAGACUGCUGUUGACUGGUACUCCAAUUCAAAACACUAUGCAAGAACUAUGGGCUUUACUUCAUUUUAUUAUGCCUACUCUUUUUGAUUCUCAUAAUGAGUUUAGUGAAUGGUUCUCAAAAGAUAUUGAAAGUCAUGCUCAGAGUAAUACUCAGUUAAAUGAGCAGCAACUUAAGCGAUUGCAUAUGAUUUUGAAACCAUUUAUGUUACGAAGGGUGAAGAAAAAUGUUCAGUCAGAAUUAGGUGAGAAGAUUGAAAAAGAAGUUUAUUGUGACCUUACCCAAAGACAAAAAACUUUAUACCAAGCUCUUCGGAGACAAAUAUCUUUCGAAGAGUUAUUAGAAAAGGCUAUUUUGGGAGGGGAUGACACAGUCGCUAGCAUUAUGAAUUUGGUGAUGCAAUUUCGAAAGGUUUGCAAUCACCCAGAUUUAUUCGAGCGUGAAGAUGUGCGGAGCCCUUUAAGUUUGGCAACAUGGAGCAGAUCAGUAUAUAUCAAUAGAGAAGGCUCAUUUCUGGACGUGCCAUAUAAUACCCGAAAUUUUAUAACGUUAGAGAUUCCACGACUAAUGUACAAAGACGGCGGGCUUUUGCAUGUACCGAGUUCGGGAAGUCGAGCUGGUUUCGAAAAUAAAUUUUUGAGAAAUCUUAUGAACAUUUGGAAUACGGAGCACCUUCACAAUACUUCGACAUCUAGUGGUGACAAUUCUUUUUCUUGGAUUCGGUUUAUUAAUGAAUCCCCCUCUUCUGUUAGUUAUUCUGCUCGUAAUCCUUUGUUAAGUUUGUUGGAGGAAGGAAGUAAGAAUAUUGUUUCCCCUCAAAAAUAUCAACUGCGACAAUCCCAAGCCCUUAAUGACGAUUACUAUGACAAGCAUAAAAUGCUAAUAUUGCCCGAUAAAUCAACUAGAAUCAGAUGUUUGGGUGAAGAUGCUAGCUUCAACAGUCCUAUGCACAAGCUAACGAAUGUCGUUCAAGAAAGCGAUUCUCAACUCGAUUUGGUUUUAUUAGACUCAGUUUUAGUUCAAAAAGCGACUGCUCCUCCAGUGGAAAUAUAUUGCCCCGGAAGCAGACAAUUUGUGCACGAUCAAGCCAUGUUUAUUAGAGACCCUAUUUGGAGUCACUAUAUGUAUCAGCCGUUGAAGAGCGAAGAAGAUAGUAUAAUUUCUGAUCCAGCCAUUACGGUCCUACCGCCACCUCGUGACCCUUUGGUUCCUUCAUUAGGAGUUGCAAAAAGCUCCUAUUCAUUUAUACGUGUUCCUUCAAUGUCGCGAUUUAUUGCCGAUUCUGGCAAGCUGUCAAAGCUUGAUAAGCUGUUGACUGAAUUAAAGGCUAAUGAUCAUCGUGUUCUUAUUUAUUUUCAAAUGACGAGAAUGAUUGACUUAAUGGAAGAAUAUUUAAGUUAUCGUCAACACAGAUAUUUGAGAUUAGAUGGUUCUUCCAAAAUCAGCCAACGUCGUGAUAUGGUUUCGGAAUGGCAAACACGUCCUGAACUCUUUGUAUUUUUGCUUUCUACUAGAGCAGGAGGCUUGGGUAUAAAUUUGACCGCCGCGGAUACAGUUAUCUUUUAUGAUUCGGACUGGAAUCCAAGUAUUGACAGUCAAGCCAUGGAUCGAGCACAUCGUAUCGGUCAACAGAAACAAGUUACAGUGUAUCGCUUUAUUACUACAGGGACUAUUGAAGAACGAAUUUUGAUUCGUGCAAAAGAAAAAGAAGAGGUUCAAAAAGUUGUCAUUUCUGGUGGAGAAACACUUCCAACCAAACAAAUGGAUCUUAAAGGUAACUCACGAGAAAUGGUAUCGUGGUUGUUGGAAGAAUAA